Molecule: messenger RNA, 2412 nt
Organism: Aspergillus pseudotamarii
Lineage: Eukaryota; Fungi; Ascomycota; Eurotiomycetes; Eurotiales; Aspergillaceae
Exons: 1
Coding region: 475-1959 (494 amino acids)
Source: RefSeq, a predicted model, not a curated record
GGUCCGUUCAACCGGGUUUGAUGCAGCGUGGGAGGAAUUUGAAGACCGUUCCCGGCUUUGACCGUCCUUGACCGUUCUUGACUGUAUGUUGCGCUUGUACGUCUGUAUGUGUCAUGUAGUGUAGCCCAGUCAGGCGAUUAAUGUGUAUUUCGAUGAGCGAAUGUGAAUCCGAGAUUGUUUGUUAUGUCUGUGAUGGUAGUCGAGAAAUGCAUUUGCCAUGUUUGCAGACAUUUACAUUUACUCACGUGGUGAUUGUGGAUUUAUUAAGUGAGCAGGUGGGGCGAUAAAUCCCCAACAGCUUCAUCGAUCACCACGCUAACGCUUAUUUUAGUAUCAUACAUCCCCCAUCCUCUUUUUUUCUUUUCUUUCUGAAAUUUUAUCCUGAUCGAAAUCCACUUGAUCAAUUUGACCUGUCUCUUGUUCUAGUAUUGAUCUAUCCCCUUCUGAGACCCUUCUGCUGGAGAGCAACCAGCCAUGGCAGGCGACGACAAUUUAAACCGCGAUAGAGAUUCUUCUGCGCAUAGCUCUCAACUAUGGCCCGAUGACGACAACCCGUUCGUUGCUUUCCGUCGCUUUGCCGACGAACAGAUUUCCUCGAUGUUACAGUCAGUAACGGGGCUGCCGUCGAUGGUCACUGCCCCGCCACCCGAUCAUUGGUCUAUUUUCGCAGACGACAGAUACUACAAAGAUGCGCAUACUCGCCAAAGACAAAGCGGUGACGGCAACGAAGGGGACCUUUAUGCGGGGUCAGAAACUGGCGCAUCAUCUGGAUCAACUGAUCAUUCACCGUCGCGGUCGUGCUGGCCAGGAUCAGAUGAUCCUUGGCAGUCCCAUCGUACCAGAAGACAGAGUCCGCCUCACGAUCCUUUCGAUAUCGACUUCUUUUUCGAUUCCUUCUUCGAUAGGUUCUGGUUCGAUGACCGCGUUUCUUCCCGUUUCUUCCAUCCAUACGAUAGGCCCCUGUUCUCAAGCAUGGUAAACGAUGAAUCUCUGGCCUGGCCUGUUACCUACCUCAUGUUCAGCCCUUACUCCCCUCUGCAUUUGGAGCGUCAGGCACAAUAUCGGUCCAGUCGUGAACGUGGAGUAUUCUCGUCUCUCAUGUCUACUCUGAAUCUUUCUGCUGAACACGAUCCCGCAGAGCCCCAGUGGCGGGAGGCUUUUGAGGAUCUUUUGCGACUUGAGAAUGGCAAGCCUAUGCUCGACAGGGACCCUGCAGACAUCAGCAAGAGGGAAUCGGGGAAGGACUGGCUACAGGGGCUGGUCAAACGCGGUAGUCUUGGGGAUCGUUUCAAGUACAUCUCUGGAACAGAAGGCCGACCGUGGUCGGCUAUCACGUUCGAUAAUUCGAAGAACACAGAAGAUGGCCGCAGUCUGGCCGAGGGGAAAGCCUCGAGUAAUAGCGCAAAGGCGGAAAUUAGUUGGGGUGACGCUGAGCCUGAGUCAUUAACAGAGCUAGAUAUGUACGACCGUUUCCUUGCGGACAUUGAAGCCCGUGAGCGGGAGUUCUUCAAGGAUGCACAGGAAAGCCCUCUCCUGCGUCUUCUCUUUGAAGAUAAAUACAGAGUCCCAGAUAACAGAGCAUCGCUACGGAAAGAAAACCAGGCUGAAGACACGGAAAGCAGCCUAGACCAGGUGUCUGGCGAAAACCAGAAGACUGUUUCAGAGACAGACUCUCAAUUGGCCACCAAUAUCUCUCCUGCGGAGACCAAGUCGGUGGCCGAGAAAAGUCGCUACGUCAUAUCCACAAGAAGUUCAACAGAGCGUAUCCGACUUCCUGAUGGAUCGAUUCAGUCAAAGACCGUAAAGACUCAGCGGUUCGCAGAUGGCCGGGAAGAGAGCAAUGAAUUUGUCGAAGUGAUCAAUCCUCUGCAGGCUAGUAGGGAAUCUACUAGUCCAGCUAGUCCAGAGGGAGCUCCAACUGAUGAAAAACCAAGCGGCUGGUUCUGGAAGGGAAAAUAGGUCGAGAGAUCUCAGCUUCCCAUCGUUACUUUUCUCAUCAUAUUUUCUUUCACACUACUCUACUUUACCUACCCGCCUUUCAUUCCUUUCCUAUGUCUUGUCUGCUUAGCGCUGCGUUUUCUGAAUUGGCGUCUUGUAAACUGUUCCUAUUCCAAUUUACCACAUAACCUUUUUCAGAUUGACUCAUUGGCAAACAUUAUGCUAGUCACAUUCAUAUAUCCAACUCUUAUGCCGUGUAUUGGUUACCUGGCUAUGCUAAGUCGUCUCUUCAAGGUGCAAAUCUUCCAGAUUUUACACAUUUCAACUGAUGUUCCAUGGCAUGUAUCUCUUUAGUAUAUUCCUUCAACACAUAUGACCGCGUUUAUAUAACUGGUAGCUGAGCUAAAUCCAUCUAGUCUGCCUUGACGUUUUUCUUCUGUGCUUUGCCAGCAGUCCACCCCUUUGAUUCCCAGU